UUUACGCUUCUCAAGAGUAUGGUUACUGGCUAUGGUAUGGAAGAAGAACAAAACCGUUAUAGCGGUCGUUAAAACCGUUAAAAAGAUUGGUACUUGUUAUCCRAAGCCACGAACUUCUUUUAUUGUGAGGACGGUGUGAGCGGUGUGAGCAGGGAUUUUCUGAUGAGGACGAAAUCCAUGUUCUUAUUUUCGAAGGAGMAGAGAAUUCCGCAGACCAACCACACAAAGUUGUCAUCUUUCUAUCUAUCCGUCCAUGGAAAGCUUAAUCUUUCCUUCCUCUCCCUUCCCCAUGAAUCCUGAUCUCCUGCGCUUCUCAUUUUUCAAACCUCGCCAACCCUGUAGUCUUCCCAGAGUCCCAACUUCUAAAAUCCCUAGGGUUUCCAUCAAAGCUCCUCCACCAGAAUUCGAUUUCAGAACAGAAGUUCUGGAGGACUCCCGAAACGUCGUUGCUGAAAUGUAUCCGGAGCUGCUGGACUUGGUCGAGAACGGAAGCCUGGUCCUCAUUGAGAAGAGGCGUUUCGGUCCUGUGCCAAAAUGGAGAACUGAAUUCGUGGAGCCGGAGGUGAUUUGGUUAAUUGGGACGACACAUAUCUCGCGAGAAUCCGCCACUGAUGUUGAGCGUGUUGUGAGAGCUGUUAAGCCGGACAAUGUCGUAGUAGAACUCUGCAGGAGCAGGCAAGAACGCUUAACUUCAAUUGUUGCAGAGCUCAUUUUCAGAGCUGGAAUCAUGUAUACUUCCAAUGAGGAUGAGCCUAGUACGCAAUUAAGAUCGAAUAUGUUUUCCCUGAGUGGGGCUGGCUUUUUUGGAGCUGUUGGUCGGAGCAUAAAUUUGGGGGGUCAAACUGCUCUCGCACUACGGCUGCUUUUGGYGGUUUUCUCCUCCAAAAUCUCUUCAAAAGUGGACAGACCUUUUGGGGAUGAGUUUCGUUCUGCUCGGAGAGCAUCUGAGGAGGUUGGAGCUCAAUUAGUGUUGGGGGAUCGGCCUAUUGAAAUAACUCUUGAAAGGGCUUGGAAUUCUCUCAAAUUGAAUGAGAAGCUAAGUUUGGUAACCUCGGUUCUUCGUGGAAUCACUUCACCAUCUGAGAUAUCAGGGAACAAAUUGAAGGGAUCAGAAACUGAUGAUGGUCCAUUUCAGCUGUAUGAGCAGCUAAGUUUUUCAUAUCCAUCGCUCCUGCAACCUCUCAUACAUGAGCGUGACACGUAUCUAGCAUGGUCCCUGAAGCGGAGCAAAGCUGUAAAUAGUAGCAAGAGAGUAGUAGGAGUUAUUGGGAAAGGCCACAUGAAUGGAGUCAUAUAUGCAUUAGUAUCAGAUCUGGGAGACUUGCGGUUCCGUGACCUUGUGGGCAAGAGGCAACCUGGUAGCAGUAAUAAUGGAUGGCUCAACACACUUUUCAAAAGUUUGAUAAGAGACACUAUAAUUGGUAUUCUGUUGUGGGCUUUAUUUGAACAGCUAAAGACUGGAUUAUAGAAUAUAGACAUCAGAUCCCGGUAACAUGUCUUAAUUUAUGUAUGAUUUAAGUGCACAGUUACAUGGAAACAUGGUAAUUGAAAAGGGAAGGAGGAAAGAAAAAGGUAGAAAUAAUUGCAGAUUUUAUUCCUUUUUUA
Molecule: messenger RNA, 1605 nt
Organism: Nelumbo nucifera (sacred lotus)
Lineage: Eukaryota; Viridiplantae; Streptophyta; Magnoliopsida; Proteales; Nelumbonaceae
Source: RefSeq, a predicted model, not a curated record